Molecule: messenger RNA, 171 nt
Organism: Paramuricea clavata
Lineage: Eukaryota; Metazoa; Cnidaria; Anthozoa; Malacalcyonacea; Plexauridae
Source: the annotation of a GenBank genome assembly
AUGAAGGGAAUACUGUUGGCAUUGGUGAUUUUACAGUUGGUACUUCUCAGCGAAGGCUGGCUUCCGAAAAGGCCACAGAGGUGUCCACGAAAUCCGAAGCUCGAAGCAUGGAAGAAAUCUGUGAAACAGAUUCUGGCGAGUGAAGGCGUUCGGGAAAAGAGAGGGUUGGCG